Molecule: messenger RNA, 7608 nt
Organism: Penicillium malachiteum
Lineage: Eukaryota; Fungi; Ascomycota; Eurotiomycetes; Eurotiales; Aspergillaceae
Product: type I polyketide synthase
Exons: 6
Coding region: 1-7608 (2535 amino acids)
Biological process (GO): fatty acid biosynthetic process; secondary metabolite biosynthetic process
Molecular function (GO): 3-oxoacyl-[acyl-carrier-protein] synthase activity; oxidoreductase activity; fatty acid synthase activity
Source: RefSeq, a predicted model, not a curated record
AUGGUGGGCGAUGUUCCAAAGAAGAUGGCCAUUAUCGGCAUGUCUUGUCGUUUGCCAGGACAAGUGUCGACAGCCGAUGAUCUAUGGGAUAUGUGUUCGAGAAGGAAGAGUACCUGGUCCGAAGUACCAAAGAGUCGCUUUAACGCCGAAUCAUUCUACCAUCCAAGUCCAGAUCGACCCGGCUCAUUCAACAACCAAGGCGCUCAUUUCUUGACCGAGGAUGCUGGAUUAUUUGAUGCCCCAUUCUUCAAUAUCACUCUGCAGGAAGCCCGCGCUCUCGACCCGCAACAGCGCAUUAUGCUCGAAUGUGUAUAUGAAGCUCUCGAAAAUGCUGGUAUCUCGAGCAGUUCCAUCGCCGGAACAAAUGUCGGUGUAUUUGCGGGCGCGUCUCACCCAGAUUACGAUAUCAACAAUGGUUUGGAUGCUGAAAAUGUUCCAAUGUACUCUGCGACAGGAAUGGCGAGCGCUCUUCAGUCAAACCGAGUCUCCUACUAUUUUGAUCUUCAUGGCCCUAGCAUCACGGUCGACACGGCAUGUUCUUCAAGUUUGUCGGCACUGCAUUUGGCUAGUCAGAGUAUUCGAAAUGGCGAAUGCUCUAUGGCUAUUGUCUGGGGCUGCCACUUGAAUUUAAUGCCUCAAGGAUUCAUUUCCAUGACUCGAUCUCGACUGCUGGCCGACACCGGAAAAACGUAUGCAUUUGACCACAGAGCGACUGGGUUUGGACGCGGGGAGGGUGCUGGAUGUAUUAUAUUAAAGUCUGUCGCAGACGCCGAAGCUGCCGGUGAUGCUAUUCGAUCUGUGAUCGUUAGCAGUGGUAUAAAUCAAGAUGGUCGUACAAGAGGUAUCACAUUGCCCAACAGCGAGGCCCAGGAAAAAUUGAUGCGCGAAGUUUACAAAACCGCACGAAUCGACCCCGCCAUGACCGGUUAUGUUGAAGCUCACGGAACCGGUACGAAGGUUGGAGAUCCAUUGGAGGCCAGAGCAUUGCACGCAGUCUUUGGCAAAGGACGAACACCCAAGGAUCCCUUGUUUAUCGGAUCACUCAAAUCCAAUAUUGGUCAUUUGGAAGGAUCAAGUGGAGUUGUGUCAGUCAUCAAGACUACACUCAUGUUGGAGCGUGGCUUUGUGCUCCCGAAUUGUAAUUAUGAUAAGCCAAAUGAGGAAAUUCCUAUGGAUAAGUGGAACAUGAAGGUACCCAAGAAGCUCGUACCUUGGCCCCGAGGAAAGACUUACGCAAGCGUGAACAACUUCGGAUUUGGCGGGACCAACGCCCACGUUGUUCUGGAGCGUGGCCCUACGUACGGAGGUCAAGGAGUUGAGAAUGAGGAUCUUUUUGCCCGGAGACUCUACGUCGUUUCUGGUGCCGAUAAACAAGCAGCCGCGAGGAUGGGCGAUGAUAUUAUCUCAUAUCUGCAUCGGCAUCCUCCAGUGUUUUCAGACACCCUGAUGGACAAUCUGGCAUAUACACUGGGCCAGCGUCGAUCUCAUCUCCAAUGGAGAAUGGCUGUUCCUGCGGCUGUGCAUACCGAGCUCAUCGAUUUCCUAGCGGCUGUGAAAGAACCAACUCGGUCCACUGGUCAGCCGACGAUUGGGUUUGUCUUCACUGGUCAGGGUGCGCAGUGGCAUGGCAUGGGCAAAGAAUUACUGGACAGGUAUCCAGUUUUCAGCAAAACAAUGCGAGAUGUUGACGCGUGCUUGAAAACUCUCGGAGCAAAGUUCUCCAUCAUCGAUGAAAUUCAAUUGGAAGAUCCGAAGGCAAGCUCAAUUUCCGCAGCAUACAUGAGCCAACCGGCCUGCACUGCAAUUCAACUGGCUCUCGUGGAUUUGAUGUCAUCGUGGGGCAUUAAACCUGCAUCAGUCGUUGGUCACUCCAGUGGUGAAAUUGCUGCUGCGUAUGCCGCUGAGAUUCUGACGCUCGAGGAAUGUGUUCGAAUUGCGUAUUGCCGAGGUGUUGCAGCUGAUAUGGUAGCCAAGGAUAAGAGCGUCAACGGAGCCAUGCUAGCUGUUGGAGCCAAUGCGGGAGAUAUUCAGCAAAUUCUGGACGCGAUGCGCGGACAAAGAGCAGUAAUCGCCUGUGUUAACAGUGACUCGAGUAUUACCCUAUCUGGUGAUAGAGAUGUCAUCACUGAUCUUGAGAAAGCCCUCGACAAAGAAGGAAUUUUCACUCGCUUGCUGCAUGUUGAAGUUGCUUAUCACUCCCACCACAUGCAAAAAGUGUCACAACAGUACCGUGCCUUGCUAGGAAAGAUCGCACCUCGCUCAUCUGUCAUUCCAUUCCACUCGACCGUGCACGGCAAGCUGGUCGCAGGAAGUACUCUGGGUGCGUCAUAUUGGGUAGAGAACUUGGUUUCUCGCGUCGAGUUCGUGAAGGGCAUGCAAAGCCUUCUGGCAACGGAUUCGCCAAAUGGCAAAAUUGAUACCCUGGUCGAAGUCGGACCGCACCCAGCGCUUGGAAACCCCGUUAAAGACAUUGUCAAAGCACACGCACCGGGUCGACCAAUGAAUUUUGCACACACUUUGAACAGAAAGUUAGACGCAAUCAACGCCGCUCAGCAGCUUGCGGGCACCUUGUUCAACCUCGGGUUGAAUGUGAAUUUUCAGGCCAUCAACUUUCCGACCAAAUCUUCCAUCACGCCGCAAGUCCUGAGCAACCUCCCAACAUAUCCAUGGAACCAUACAGAAAGGUAUUGGUUCAGCUCACGACUCGGAAAUAAUUUAUUACAUCGUCAGUUCCCACGAAGCGAGCUAUUGGGCUCACUUUGUAUAGAAAAUGUGGACCUUGAGCCCCGAUGGAGGAAUAUUCUUCGUGCAGACGAUCAUCCGUGGAUCCGUCAACACCGAGUUCACGAUAGCAAUGUGUACCCCAUGACCGGAUUCCUGGCAAUGGCAAUGGAGGCAAUAUCUCAGCAGGCACAGCUACAUCACAUUGUGCCCGGAAAUAUUCAGCUUCGCGACAUAUCCAUCACUCGCGCUCUCACUAUUCCUGACAACACACCCGUUGAGACAAUGUUUAGUCUGCGUCCGUCCAGGUCUGAGACCCCUGGAAAAGCAAUGCUCGGCUGGCACGAGUUCAAAGUAUUUUCCUGGACAGAAGGAAGGGGUUGGGAUCAGCACUGCAACGGCUUUGUCAUGGUUGAGGAAACCAAGGAAACGAAUCCUGUUGAUGGUUCCCGUCAAAAGACUCUCGUUGAAGCAAACCUUGCGGAAACUAUCAAAGCAAUGCAGAAGGCUUGUCAAAACCCGAUUGACUCCGAUGUACUCUAUGAAAAUAUCCUCAACGGCAUGGUCAACUACGGUCCUCUAUUCCGAGGUCUAUCGAACAUUCGAGUUCCUGUUGACUCAACCAUGAGAGCAAUCGCUUCAAUUUGUGUACCGGACACGAAGGCCUCAAUGCCCAAUGAGUAUGAAAUGGGUUUCAUUGCUCAUCCAGCCACUCUUGAUCUAUGUUGUCAAAUGAUGUGGAUUCUGCGAGGAUUUGGUCAACCCGGCCAGAGACAGACCUAUGUACCAUCUCACCUUGACCGAGUUAGUUUGUCUCUAGACUACAAGCUUAGUGCUGGGGCUCCACUCCAGCUAUUCGGUUCUCGCUCAGGUGUUGAGUCUGCCAGUAUUGCGGAACAUAAUCGCAUUAUUGCUACUCGCCCUGACAAUCUGUCUGACAUCGUUCUCGACAUCGAUGGGCUUACUUUGGCACCUAUCUCGAACGAUAUCAAGGGUCAUAAAGACAAUGCACCCGCUUCAAUGUGCUACAAGCUUCACUGGGAGCCGUGCUUUGAGUUCCUUUCUGAGGAUACUUACAGACAGCUCCCUCGUGCUCAGGUUGACGAUGGAAAGGGUGGAGAGCGGAUGCAUCACUUAGAAAAACUUGCAGUGCACUGGCUUCGACGGAUGAUCAAAUCAGUUCCUGAAAAUGAAUUUUCGUCAUUCUCGAGUCACCAUCAAAAGUUCUAUCGAUGGGCUCAAAAGACGUGUCAAACCUCCCCUGUUGACAAAAUGUCGUCAAAGAUCAUUGAAACGACAAGAAAUGCAAACGGCGCAGGGAAACUGAACUGCUUCGUUGGAGAGCGUCUUCCUGAAAUCCUUCGAGGCACCCAAGAUGCGCUUACUCUAAUGUUGGAAGAUGACAUGCUUGGGAAUUAUUACCAGGACCUGGAUGGCCUGCGUGAAUCAUACGCCAAUGCAUCCGUCUGCAUUGAUAAGAUGGCUCACCAGAACCCAGAUCUGAACAUUCUUGAAAUUGGUGCUGGAACUGGAGGUGCCACUUUGCCAAUCUUAGAAAUGCUGGGUGGAAACGUCCCAGGCUCCACGCCUAGAUUCGGCCACUACACUUACACAGAUAUUUCACCUGGAUUCUUUGAGAAGGCUCAAGCUAAGUUUGAAGGCUGGAACCAUCUCACGACUUAUCAGACUCUAGAUGUUUCGACCGACCCUCUGAACCAAGGCUUCCAAGCUGGUACAUAUGACUUGGUAGUCGCAUGUAAUGUUCUCCAUGCGACUCCUGACAUCAAUGAGACAAUGGCAAACAUUCGAACUCUCAUGAAACCUGGUGGCAAAAUUCUGUUGAUUGAAGAAACAAAAUCCACAGCCACACAUUUCCCAUUCGCUCUCCUGCCCGGGUGGUGGUUAGCAAGCGAAGAGCUUCGUCAAGAUGGCCCUCUCCUAACUCAGGACGGGUGGUCUAAGGUCAUGAAAGCAAAUGACUUUUCUGGUGUUGAUAUCUGUGUUGAAGGAUAUCCAGGUGCUUCCUACCAGACUGGUUGUGUGAUUAUAUCAACAGCAACUCCGCCAACAACUGGGCCCACUAAUCCCGGUGACAUCGUUCUUAUCAGCAACGAGUCUCUUGGAUGUGUGUCUUCGUUGAGUCUCGAAGCUGGACUGAGAGACAUUACCGGAGUUGUUCCAACAACAGCAUCCGAUCUUAACUCAGCAGACGUUGCUGAUAAAUGGUGUAUUUUCCUGGGUGGUAUGGACCGUUCAAUCCUGUCUCACCUUACACCGAAGCAGUUCAAAGAGUUUCAGAGCCUUGUCAGUCGCGCGAGGGGCCUGUUUUGGAUUGUUCGUCACACCAAAUCUGAUCCGCAGUCUUUGGGUUCCAACAUGGCCAUCGGACUGGCUCGUACGGUCCGGUCGGAGACUGGUGUACAGUUUGCAACCCUCGAUUUGGGAGAGAAGGAGAGUAUGCCCGAUGCCGAGGCUGUUGGUCACAUACUCAAUGUCUUUGAUGGUAUAUUCUGUCACAAGACUCAGCUUAACCAAGGCGACAUGGAAUUUGUUGUUCGCAAUGGCAACGUUUGUCUUCCUCGACUCCUUGAUAAUCACGAACUCAACCUCAGUGUUCAACUGGAAACUUCAAGCGCGCCCCCUCAGAUGCAACUAUUCAAACAAGAUCGUGCACUGCGAUUAUCUGCUGGUCAGGGUCGCGUGCUGGAUGAGCUGCAUUUUACCGACGAUGACUCCCGCGAUGCACCACUCCCUGCAGAUCACAUCGAGAUCCGGGUCCAAUGCACUGGUUUGAACUUCCGCGACGUACUUAUGGCCAUGGGCCAGCUUCGUGGUGACAAGCUUGGCCAGGAGUGCAGUGGAGUUGUCUCAAAAGUAGGAUCAGCGGUAAUGGAUUUCAGCGUGGGAGACCGUGUAAGUGCGAUGUCGCCUGGAUCGCUUUCAACCUUUACCCGAUGUCCAGCUUCCUGCGCAUGGGUUAUCCCUUCCGAUAUGUCAUGGCAAGUCGCAUCAUCAAUCCCCGCUGUUUUCUGUACUGCGUACUACUCGCUUGUCGAGCUAGGCCGUUUGGCUGAGGAUGAAAGUGUUCUUAUUCACGCAGCUGCUGGCGGAGUUGGACAAGCCGCUAUCAUCAUUGCCCAGAAUAUUGGUGCCAAAAUAUAUGCGACUGUCGGAAGUGUCGAGAAGAAGAAAUUCUUGAUGGAAACACACGGUCUAAAGGAAGAGCAAAUCUUCUUUAGUCGUGACACUUCUUUCGCUGCGGGUAUUCUCGCUGCCACUAAUGGAGAAGGCGUGGACGUUGCCCUCAAUUCACUCAGUGGAGAUGCCCUGCAAGCUACAUUCGAAUGCGUUGCUCCAUUUGGUCGUUUCAUUGAGCUUGGAAAGAGAGACAUCACUCAGAAUUCCCGGUUGGAGAUGGCUCACUUCAACAAAAAUUUGUCUUUCUCAUCAGUUGACUUGGGUAUCGUGAGAGAGAAGCGACCGAAGCUGACAAGACGCUUGAUGCGCGAGGCAUUCUACACCUUUGCGAGGACAAGGGCCGAUUUACGCUGGCCAAUUACUACUCUGCCUAUCUCUCAGGUUGAGAAUGGAUUCCGUGCUUUGCAGGGUGGUCAAGUCAUUGGAAAGAUGGUCGUUGAGAUGACUAAUGAUGCUAUGGUUAAGGUUCAUCCUGCAAGGAAUGAAGAAAAGCUUCUUCGCGCUGAUGGCACAUAUAUUGUAGUUGGUGGUACCAGCGGUAUCGGUCUCGACAUUGCCAGCUGGAUGCCGCAGAAAGGAGCCAAGCAUAUCGUUAUGGUUUCUAGGAGCGGCGCCUCAACUGACCUAGCUCGAACAACUAUUGACGACCUGAAAUGCCAGGGUAUCACUGUCGAAGUUUGUCGCUGCGAUAUUUCCAGCCCACAGCAUGUGGAACAAAAUAUGGUCCCGUUGUUGAAAAAGCUUCCCCCUGUUCGGGGUGUUGUCUAUGGAGCCAUGGUUCUUCGAGACACUUUAUUCGAAAAGCUCAGCCAUGAGGACUUUGAGGCGGUCAUGAAGCCCAGAAUUCACGGAAUCUGGAACCUGCAGAAAACUCUCCAGAAGCCCGAGAUCAAGUCAAGUCUGGACUUCUUCGUCACCCUCUCAUCUGCAGCUAGCUUUGUUGGAAACCUGGGACAGUCACCGUAUGCCGCUAGUGGUACAUUUAUGUCCGCAUUAGCAACAUACUCCCAGGUCUCAGGUGUGCCUUGCACAACAAUCGAUCUCCCAAUCGUCCGCGGUGUCGGCUACCUCUCCGAUGACUCCAAGCGUGAGGAAAUAGCGGCCCAGCUGGGUACCGAGUCCGUCGACGCAACAGAUAUCCGGGGUCUUGUCGCUGCCGCAAUGAGAAAAGAGAUGCAAGCAACUUGCGAGGGACAUUGUAUCGUAGGUUUUGACGGAGUCAAGACAACACCAGCAUCUGAGCAACCUUUUUGGGUAUCAGACACUAAGCUUUCGCAUCUUCUUCGUCUAUCUACACUUGCAGGUGCUGGUACAGCUGAUUUGGCGGCAGCAAAUGACCAGACAUCCCCUGCAGCGGCAAUUCGACAAUGUCAAACCCGCGAAUCUGCUGAGGCUAUCGUUGUUUCUGCGUUGGCACACAAGAUUUCUAGUAUUCUCAUGCGCCCAAUCGAAGAAGUGGAUCCUGCUGUAUCAAUUUCCGUUUAUGGACUGGACUCUUUGGUGGCUAUUGAGAUUCGAAACUGGAUUACGCGUGAGUUGGAAGCAAAUAUGCAGGUUUUGGAGAUUCUUUCUGGUGAAUCUUUGCUGGACCUUGCUGGGCACAUAUUGAGAAAGUCGGGAAUUCUUACCCCGAAAUUGAAGACGGAUUGGGGGCUUGAUGCUCCUGAAGCGCGAGCUAGCCAGGGUUAG